Molecule: messenger RNA, 3387 nt
Organism: Nannospalax galili (Upper Galilee mountains blind mole rat)
Lineage: Eukaryota; Metazoa; Chordata; Mammalia; Rodentia; Spalacidae
Gene: Rnf138
Product: ring finger protein 138
Exons: 8
Coding region: 371-1111 (246 amino acids)
Source: RefSeq, a predicted model, not a curated record
CCGAAGCGGUGACCCGCUUGGCGGGCUGGGCGUCACGCAAAAGCGCCGGAGAGCGGCUCCGGGGACUGGGGCUGCGCAGUGCUCCGCGAGCCUCGUUUGGGCCGCGUCCGAUGAGGCCUGCGCGCCGCCGGGACUGGGUCACGAGCUGCGGAGACAGCGAAGGGCCACCUCGGCCAGUCCGCGACGGACAGGCAGCUUGAGGCGCAGCUCCGCUCACCGGCUCUGAGGUCCGGCGGGCUGUGCGGAGGAGGCUAAGGGGCGGGCCUACUGGGCGUGGGAAGAGCGAAAGGCUUCUGAAGAGAAAGCUGGGCGUCGGACCCCGGGCCGCCACUGCCACCUCGACCCCCGCCGUGUCUGCCCAUUCCUCGCCAUGUCGGAGGAGCUCUCGGCGGCCACGGCCUACACGGAAGAUGAUUUCUAUUGCCCCGUCUGUCAGGAGGUGUUCAAGACACCGGUGCGGACCGCGGCCUGUCAGCACGUUUUCUGUAGAAAAUGUUUCCUGACUGCAAUGAGAGAAAGUGGAAUACAUUGUCCCCUAUGUCGUGGAAAUGUGAGUAGAAGAGAAAGAGCAUAUCCGGAACGGGCCUUAGAUCUUGAAAAUAUCAUGAGGAAGCUUUCUGGUAGCUGCAGAUGCUGUGCAAAAAAGAUUAAAUUCUAUCGCAUGAGACAUCAUUACAAAUCUUGUAAGAAGUAUCAGGAUGAAUAUGGUGUUUCUUCUUCUGUCAUUCCAAACUUUAAGAUUUCUCAAGAUUCAAUAGGAAACAGUAAUAGGAGCGAAACAUCUACAUCUGAUAGCACAGAAGCUUAUCAAGAGAAUACAAGUUCUUCUGGACAUCCCACCUUUAAGUGUCCCUUAUGUCAAGAGUCAAAUUUCACCAGACAGCGUUUAUUGGAUCACUGUAACAGUAACCACCUAUUUCAGAUGGUUCCUGUGACAUGUCCUAUUUGUGUGUCUCUUCCUUGGGGAGAUCCUAGCCAGAUAACUAGAAAUUUUGUUAGUCAUCUAAAUCAAAGACACCAGUUUGAUUAUGGAGAAUUUGUGAACCUUCAGCUAGAUGAGGAAACCCAAUAUCAAACUGCUGUCGAAGAAUCGUUUCAACUAAACAUCUGAAGUGUGUGAACAUCUCUGCAUCUAUGUGCCUGCAAGUGCCAUCUUUAAGGGGAAGACAACAUGAAGUCACCAUUUCAGUAAUUUGAUGUGCAUAUUAAUAAAAGUAAUAAUUCAGUCUGUUGCAUUAGGUUUUUAAUUGAAAAAUAAUGGUGACCACCAUAACUUCCAUCCUCUUGAUAAGUUAGAAAAGUUAGGAUAUUACUUUAAGAGCAUAAAAAGGAUAUUUCACUUAUGUGGUGAGAAGGAAAUCUCUGCUGUCCUUCAUCUUUUUAUGCUUUACAUUCUGAUUGUUUCAUUAUGUUGCUUUUGACUUAGAUGCAGCCCCUUCUAUUUACUUUAUUGCAAACAGGUAACACAGUAGUAAAUUCUGAAAGAUGUGGUUCUUAGGACUAUAAUAAAUCUGAGCCAUUUGUCCGAGUUGCAGAAUGGAGACUUGAAGGGCUAAGUGGGUAAUCCAAAGGAAUUUUUAAAACUCAGAUUAUAGCUGAAGAAUUCAACUAUAAGGAAAUUGUAUUUAUAUAAUGUUUAGUAUUUUUGAAAACUAGUGAAAUUUCUUUAAUAAUUUUAACCUUGAAAGCGCAUUGUAAAGAUUCUUCUUCUUUCGCUAGUAGAAGGAUAUAUCAAGAGAGAAAAAUUUUCUUUGGUAGUCAGUUGGUUAUUUCAAUCUUAAGUAAUCUGUAAGCCUAAAAUAAGUUGUACAACAGUUCUUUGGCUUCAGAAAUUUUUGUAGCCAAUUUUUAUUAUUAUCCGAUGAAACGUUCUUUCAGUUGGUGAUAUUUGUAUUACACUUAAAUGAGUUUAAAAAAUCCAAAGCUGAAGAUACAUGUAUGCAUAUAUAUACAUGCAUUUUUGUAUGUAUACAAACACAUAUGUAUCUUUGCCUACAGUUGUCAGGUUAUACAUAGAAUUUCUAUUCAGAGUUUUAAUAAUGGAUAAGCAAUAUAGAAUUGAAGUGUUUAUCUGAUUUAAAAUUUUGCAUAUCACCAAAUUUUUUAAACAGCCAAAUGCUAUGUGGUAUAGUUGGCUGUAAUUACACCCUAAAAAUUGUGUUUACACACACAAUUACCUGUUAUGUGGUGCUCAUUUGUUGUUUUCAAAAAUAAUGCGUGAUUGAUGUAACUUCACCAGCCACUGUGUGUCAAAGCUGUGUUUGUUCUUCGUGUUCAGCAGUGGGAACAUGAAGUGCUGUAUAGGAAGCUGAGUCAGAGAAGAAAGGGCAAAGAGUGAAUUCGCUGACAUUCCAUACUAACAUAUGAUGUUAUGCUUUCUUAAACUCAAAAGAAAAUCUCAGAAGUAGUUUGCUGCUAAUAUAUACAUCUAUUGUAUUGAAAAGGUAUAUUUUGAUUUUCUUAAUACCCUUGUUGACUUUUCUACAGUGAAUAUUUUUUAACUUGGUUUAAUAAAAAUGUUAAUUUUGAAAGUAGAGUUUUGUAAAAGCCUGUUUCAGUUGAACAGUAAUGACUUUAUUUAUAAAAUAAUUUAGUAAUACAGCCAAACACAAGAAGCCAUCCAUCUUAAUUUAAUGACCUUGUUCUGUUAUUUGCUGUGCUCUUAAGCACUUUCUCUGCAGUUAGCAUACAUGAGUGUAAAUUUAGGAAUCUGUAUAAUGAGCUCUUAAAAAAAGAGACUUUUGCCCAUAGUUUUUCCAGUUUAAAGCAAUAACUUUAGUACCUUCUUUCAAAGUUUAAUUUGUCCAGUGUUAAAGUGUUUUGGGAUUUGCAGACAUCUUUAAAGGAUUGUAGUAGAGGUCAUCUUGAAAUUGUGUUUGGAAGCUUUGUGGAUGAGAUAAAUAUUAAUAGUCUUGUGUGUCAUACAUAGAAGCUUUUUCAUAUUUUUAAUUUUUAUUUUCUUGCCUUUCUCUGGGAAUUCCAAGAUCGAAAUGACUUUUAAAUUCCUCCUUUUGUCAGUAGAUUAGGAAUAGGGAUAGACUUUACAAUUUAAAAAAAGUCUUACCAGGGUAUGGUGGCACACUCUUAGUCCCAGUAUUCCAAAGGCAGAAGCAUUUGGAUCUCUGAGUUCAAGGCCAGCCUGGUCUCCAUAUGGAGUUUCUAGGCCAACCAGGGCUAUAUAUUGAGACUUUGUCUAAACAAAAAAGCCCCUAUUUUAAUGUUGUUUGUAUCUGUGUGAUAAAGGAGGGAAGUUAUAAUAAUAUCCUGAUUCUAAAUUUCACAGUACCAGUUAGGAAAGCUGUUUCUUCUGAUAAUUUGUGUUGUUAAAUACAGGGUCUUAUUUGAGAUGUAUUGCUUUAUUUUUCAAUUAAAAGUGGUUUUUUCCUA